Messenger RNA from Dermatophagoides pteronyssinus (European house dust mite), 2500 nucleotides. Its product is annotated as solute carrier family 26 member 10-like. Gene Ontology annotation, biological process: transmembrane transport. NCBI's taxonomy places the organism in Eukaryota, Metazoa, Arthropoda, Arachnida, Sarcoptiformes, Pyroglyphidae. Gene Ontology annotation, cellular component: membrane. The record is from RefSeq and is a predicted model, not a curated record.
UUAUCAAUGACAAUUAUCCAUAGUGGAUAAAUUAGUGAUUUUUUCGAUAAAAAAAAUGUCUGAUCAAAAUGAUAAUUCAAAUGAUCAAAAACUUAUAUCAACAACAUCAUGUUCAUCAUUAUCACUUCCGGAUAGAAUAUUAUUAUCCAAUUCGAAUUUACAGAAUUCUGGAUUAAGAUCAUCAUGGUGUUCAACAUCAUCAUCAUCAUCAUCAACAAAAUCAUCACAGCCAGAAAUGGCUAAAAAAAUUAUUGAACCAUCCUCAUCAUCGACAUCCUCAUCAACAUCAUCAUCAUCGGCAAUGAAUGAAAAUUUCGAAAUUUUUAUUCAUCAAAUGAAUAAUGAUAAUAAUAAUUUUUGUAAUCAUCCCAGGAAUGAUUGUGUUAGUGGUGGUGGUUCGGCUAGUAUUGAUCGAAUCAAACAGAAUAAAUAUAUUGAAAUAAGUAGAAAUGUAUUACAAAUGCAUUCAUUGGUUGAUGAAAAAGUUAAAACAAUGAAUAAUUAUGAUAAUGAAUUUGGAAAACAACAACUUCAAAAUUCAUCUAUAUUUUCGCGAAUGAAGAAAAUUAUUUCAAUUGAAAAUUUCAAUUCGGAUUAUUGUCGUCGUUGUUCACCAAUCAAUUCAAUACGUUCACAUAUUCCUAUUGUAGAAUGGUUACCAAAAUAUCAAUGGCGUUCAUAUUUAUGUCCAGAUAUUAUUGCCGGUAUUACUAUAUCAAUAUUACAUAUACCACAAGGUAUUGCAUAUUCAAUGUUGGCCGGUUUACCACCUGUACAUGGAUUAUAUGUAUCAUUUUUUCCGGUUUUGAUUUAUGCAUUAUUAGGUACAUCACCACAUAUAUCGAUUGGUACAUUUGCUAUUGCUAGUAUUAUGUUGAAUAAUAUUGCUAUGAAAAUUGGAACAAAAUUUGAUAAUGAUAAUAAUAAUAUUUCGCCCAAAAAUGAUACAAUGAUGAUUACAAUGACCCCAACACAAUCUAGUUUAGCAACUGUCAAUACGCCAAUGAUGAUGAUGAUGAUGAACAACAACAAUAAUCAACCAACCACACUUGAAAUAUUAACCAGUGUCUGUAUACUUUGUGGUAUUAUUCAAAUAAUAAUGGCAUUAAUGCGUUUAGGAUCACUUUCAUUGAUUCUAUCUGAACAACUUGUAUCAGCAUUUUCAACUGCUGUUGCAUUUCAUGUUGCUACAUCACAAUUAUCAUCAAUUUUUGGUUAUAAUAAUUUAACAUUAGCUAAAAGUGGACCAUUAAAAUUAAUCAAGACCUGGAUAAUAUUGGCUAAACAUUAUGAUCAAAUCAAUUUAUACUGUUUAAUAUUUUCAAUAAUAUCCAUUACAAUAUUAAUCAUUUCAAAAGAGUUAUUGGAAUCUAGAUUGAAACAUUUCACCUCAUUUCCAUUACCGAUUGACCUUAUUUUAGUGAUAACAACGAUUUUGUUGUCAUGGUUGUUUCAAUUUAAUCAUCAAUUUGAUAUACAAGUUGUUAAAAACGUGCCUACUGGUCUACCAAAACCAACUGUACCACGAUUCGAUUUGAUAUCAAACAUAUUUUUCGAUUCAUUGAUUCUGAGUAUAAUUUGUUUUGCCGUUUCAUUAUCGUUGGCAAAAAUAUUUGCCAAAAAACAUGGCCAUCAUAUUCGUCCGAAUCAAGAAUUAUUUGCACUUGGUACGGCCAAUAUAUUUUCAUCAUUUUUCCUGGCCUAUCCAUGUUCGGCUGCUUUAUCUCGUUCAACAUUACAGGAAAAAAUUGGUGGCAAAACACAAAUUGCCGGUAUUAUAUCAUCAAUAAUCAUAUUAACAGUGUUGCUUUUUCUAGCACCAUUUCUAUAUCAUUUGCCUAAAUUUACAUUAUCAUGUAUCGUAUUGGUGGCAUUGAAAUCAAUGUUUCUACAGAUAAGUGAUGUAAAAAUUUUCUGGCUUAUUUCACGAUUAGAUGGGGCAGCAUGGAUAAUUACAUUUUUAUCGGUAAUUAUUCUUGAUAUUGAUUAUGGUCUAAUUAUUGGAAUUAUUUCAUCAAUAUUGGUUAUACUGAUCAAAUUAACAUUUCCUAGAAUAUCAAUACUUGGUCAUUUAGUAUCAACAGAAAUUUAUUUGGAAAAAGAUAGCUACAAUAAUUUAUUGGAAUAUCCAAGCGUAAAAAUCUAUCGUUUUUGUUCACCAUUAUUUUAUUUAAAUGUUGAUUCAUUUAAAGAAAAAAUUAUUGAUUCAUUAAUCAAUAACAAUGAUGAUGAUGAUGAUGAUUGUCAUGAUUUUAAAGCAUUGAUUCUGGAUUUUGGUGGUAUGCCAUUUAUCGAUAAAACUGGUAUCGAUAUGUUGAUCGAAGUGAUUAAAUCAUUACAAACCAAACAAAUUCAAACAUGUUUAGCAAAUUGUCCACAUCAUAUUAUUCAUACAUUAAAAACGGGCGAUUUUUUUACAAAAAUUCAAAAACAUUCAAAAUAUAGUUGUAAAUUAUAUCCAACCAUACAUGAUGCUGUGAUAAAUUAUUGGUGAAAAAAA